This is a messenger RNA of Brachypodium distachyon (stiff brome), 1586 nucleotides long. RefSeq names its product superoxide dismutase [Fe] 1, chloroplastic. Gene Ontology annotation, cellular component: chloroplast nucleoid. Lineage: Eukaryota; Viridiplantae; Streptophyta; Magnoliopsida; Poales; Poaceae. The transcript has 8 exons. The coding region runs from base 60 to 1256 and encodes 398 amino acids. Gene Ontology annotation, molecular function: metal ion binding; superoxide dismutase activity. The record is from RefSeq and is a predicted model, not a curated record. Gene Ontology annotation, biological process: superoxide metabolic process.
UCUCCGGCUUUCUCCCUCGCUCUCACCUUCCUUUGCUCUCCUCAAGCUCGCGCGCGUCCAUGGCGUUCGCCGCACCGGUGGGGGCGGGAGGCGGCAUCCUCUCCCUCGCGCUCUCCGCCUCUUCAAGCUCCAGCUCGGCAUCCUUCCUCCUCCUCCGCUCCGGCGCCGACUCCCGGUCCCGGCAGCGCGGGAGGCUCCGCCGCUUCGCCGCCCCACAGAGAGGUGGCGCCAGGGGAGAGAGCGGGAGAAGAUGGAGUUCCCACAUAUCUCGCUGCGCCAAUGACGCCAAUGUGGUGACCGGGGACGAUACAGCAAAUGUUGCUACUGAUGUUGAAGUGGACCAAGUUGCCGAUGCUGAAGGUGAUACCACCGAUGCGCCCGAUUCCUUGAACCCUGACGAUGUUGCUUCGGUUGCCUGGAUAAAGCAGCAACCUCUCCCUUAUCCCACGGAUGCUCUGGAACCAUACAUAAGCAAGGAGACAGUGGAGCAACACUGGGGUGUUCAUCAGCACAAGCACGUGGAGAGGCUCAACGGCAUGAUCGAUGGCAGCGAGUGGCAGGGGAUGUCACUUGGGAAGAUGAUGCUCUCCUCAUUCAACGAGGGCAGGGAGCCACCCCAGGCUCCCUUCUUCCAUGCCGCACAGAUAUGGAACCAUGAUUUCUAUUGGCGAUCAAUGAAACCUGGCGGUGGGGGCAAGCCCCCGGAACGACUUCUCAAGUUCAUCAGCAGGGACUUUGGAUCCUAUGACGGCAUGAUCCAACAAUUCAUGGAUGCUGCAUUAACUCAAUUUGGUUCUGGAUGGGUUUGGCUUUCUUACAAAGGGAGCAAGUUGCCUCAUGUGAAUUCAAAAAGCCCAAUCCCAUCUGACAAUGUUGGUAGGCUGGUCAUCUCAAAAACUCCAAAUGCUGUUAAUCCUCUUGUCUGGGGUCACUCUCCGCUCCUUGCAAUCGAUGUUUGGGAGCACGCGUACUACCUGGAUUACGAGAACCGAAGGGCUGAGUACGUCUCCGCAAUUCUAGAGAAGCUUGUGUCAUGGGAAAUGGUGGAGUCCAGGCUCAGGAAAGCCGUCGUGAGAGCAAUAGAAAGAGAUGGCCACCCCAACAUGAAGCAGCGAAGGAAGCAACUUGUAUCCCAGGCGAAAACCCGUCACGGAGAUGCAAGCACCAGCGGUCAGGCAAGAAGGCGACCAAGAAGUCAGGAUCAGCAGCACGCCUCAGGGAGCCUGUCAAUGGCAGGUGAGGCGGUGCGGAAUUGAGGCGCGGGGUUUGGCAACCUGUAGCAUAGCCAGGCAGCUAGAGCAGCCGAUCCCGCUGAAACACGCUAGACGUCAGUCUCUGAAGAUCAUGUGCGCCAUACUGCAGGUGGUGCCCGCCGUUCAGGUGGCGCCCGCCGUUUAUCGAACAGGAUUGUAGUCUGUACCACCUGAGCAACAAACAGCAAUGCUGGGCGGGGUAAAUUUUGGUAAGUAGCCUCAGGUUUGUAGAGGGAUAGGCUAGGCGGUAUGCACUUGAGAACUUGGUUGAAGAGGAGACACCAUUGGUUUUUGAAUGAUAAAUUCCAGCAAUUUCUGGUGCCCCUUUCUUUC